Messenger RNA from Closterium sp. Naga37s-1, 1215 nucleotides. The record is from the annotation of a GenBank genome assembly. Lineage: Eukaryota; Viridiplantae; Streptophyta; Zygnematophyceae; Desmidiales; Closteriaceae.
AUGUCUUCUCCGUACGAUGCGGAGCUGGAGUCAUACUUUGACACGGCGUACGAGCACUACUGCAAGGCCACCGCCAGCAGCAAGCGCCGCAAGGCCCGCGCUCGCCUCGUGGCGCUGGAGGGCCAGGGGGAGGAGGGCGAGGAGGACGCCGGGGCGCAGGGGGGGGAAGGGGGGGAGGAGGAGGCGGCGUUGGUGCACAUUGGAGAGGAGGGCGAGGAGGAGGAGAACCCGCUGGUGGUGCGCCUGGGUGAGAGCAGUGCGAGUGAGCGCGUGCAGGCGCAGUGGUUCACCCAGGACCUCUUUGAGGGGCUCGACCUGGUGGGCGGGGCAGAGGAGGAGCCGCAGGAGGGGGCGAAGGGGAGCAGUGCAGGCGGUGGGGUGCAGAAGAUGGGUGCAGUGGCGCACAAGGCUGGGAGGAUAGGAGGUGACGGGGCAGUGAAAGGAGGGGUGGAGGAGAAGCAGCGAGGAGAGAAGAAGGUGAGGAAGGGUAGUGAAAGGGUGGUGGUGAGGGAUGAGGAGGAAGAGGAGGGAGAAGUAGAGGAAGAGGAAGGGGAGGUGGCAGACGUUGAUGAUGGGGGAGUAACGGGCAUGGCAGGUGAUGGGAAGGGUGGAGAGGCAGCAAGGAAGAGCAAAGCUGGCAAGGUGAAAGCUGCACUAACUGAGACGGGUGUGCCUCGUGGCGCGACUGGAGGAGGCGAGGAAGAUGGCGAGAAAGGCAUGGGCAAGAGGCCACGGGCGGGGAAGCAGGAGGAGGAGGAGGCGGGGUUUGAGGUGGUGCCGGAGGAGAGGCUGAGUGGCAGCGAGGGGGACAGCUCCGAUGACAGCUCUGACAGCGACAGUGACAGCCGUGGGGGGCCACAUGGCGGGCACAGGGGGCCCAGGCACGCACGCACGGGGGGUGGGGGCGCUGCAGGGGGGCAUGGAGGGGGGGCGAUGGGGGAGGAGGAGGAGGAGUGGGACAGCGACUGCAAGGCAGAGACUCUGGCGUAUGCGAGGAGGAUGCUGAGGAAGCGCGAGCGCGACGAGGUGGUGGACGAUGCGUACAACCGGUACAUGUUUGACGACGACGCCAAGGCGCUGCCCAAGUGGUUUGCGGAUGAUGAGCGGCGACACAUGGUGCCGUUGAAGCCCAUCAGCAAGGACGAGGUGCUCGAGCUCAAGGCCCAGUUCCGCGCCAUCAACGCCCGCCCCACCAAGAAGGUGAGCAGCCCGUGA